CACUCUCUGCCCGCUGUUGCGCAUGCUCAGACUGGCGCAGAGAGCCAUGGCGGUGGACUGGCUGGGCUUUGGUUACGCAGCCUUGGUGGCGUCGGGCGGGCUGCUGGGCUAUGUCAGGGCCGGUAGCGUGCCUUCCUUAGCAGCUGGCCUGCUGUUUGGGAGCGCAGCAGGGUUUGGUGCCUAUCAGAUCACUCAAAACCCCAAAAACAUAUGGCUGUCUCUGAUUGUUUCGGGGGCACUGACUGGAAUAAUGGGAAUGAGAUUCUACAAUUCAAGAAAAUUCAUGCCGGCUGGUUUAGUCGCAGGAGUAAGCAUUCUAAUGGUUGGAAGACUUGGACUAAAAAUGUUGGAAAAACCCCAUGAAUCAUGAACCUUAACCUUUUUAACCAUGGAGUUUUAUAUAAAAAGUGCCUGGAAUCACAGGUAGCUUCUGAUCUUUAUCAUGCAUUCCUAUAAGAUGAAAGUACACUGAACUGAAGUUGAACCUGUAAGAGAUGUAACUCGCUCUAAUAAAUCACCUGAUUCAAAA
Pristis pectinata (smalltooth sawfish) is the source of this 529-nucleotide messenger RNA. RefSeq names its product transmembrane protein 14C-like. Gene Ontology annotation, cellular component: mitochondrial membrane. Lineage: Eukaryota; Metazoa; Chordata; Chondrichthyes; Rhinopristiformes; Pristidae. Gene Ontology annotation, biological process: regulation of heme biosynthetic process. The coding region runs from base 23 to 370 and encodes 115 amino acids. The record is from RefSeq and is a predicted model, not a curated record. The transcript is spliced from 4 exons.